AUGGCGGAACAGGACCCGGGCGGACGCCAGCCAGAUCAACGACCGCCAGCAUAUACCGGUCCUUUCCUAUUCGUCAACAAGAACGCCACAAAUCUCAGGUCCAGGCAGCGAGAAGAGGUAUUUGCUGUUCGAAGCCAUGCCAUGCAAAUUGCAAGGCGGUCGAGAAAGCCGUCUUCCCAGGCGAAAUCGUCGGAACGUGGAAGCCAGGCUCAGUCAGGGCCAACGAGCUCCGAAAGUCCAGCAGCCCAAACGGGUGCUCCAAGUCCGACGGCCGAGCCCAUUCCAUCCAUCCAAGACAUCCUUGAGCAGCAGGCCAGAGGGGUUCUCCAAUACCAGCAAAGGGAGGCUCAAAGACGCGAACCAGAGCAGUCCCGAAGGCAAUUGGCGACCCACGAAUCCCCAGCCCUGUCUCCAAGAUCUUCGACUUUCCCACUGUCGACCUCCAACCUUCUCCCUGCUGAAUAUGCCGCGUCUUUGGCGCAACUUAACUUAGCCGCGUCCCCCGUUCCUCUGAUUUCAAGCGGCGCUUCAGACCCCAGUGUUGCUGCACAAUUGUCCCCCGACACAUUUUUCAACUCCGUCCUGCAGUUCUGGCGGCUAUGCUACAUGUCAAACUUUUGGCCAGCACCCAUCUACUCCAGUCCUUCGCACAGAGCAGUCCAAUCCACCGACGGCUGGAUCCGGAAUAUGGUUAUCAACAACCCAGCUAUGUUGCACGGACUUUUCUCCGGCGCCCUCAGCUAUAUCACAAAUUACCUUCCCCGGACAGAGAACACUCCUAUGCUGUGGGCCAGAGCCAUCCACCAUCACGGAAAAUGUCUCGAAGAGACCCGGGCUCAGCUCGCUCGACCAGGGAUCAGCACUGAAGAAGCACUGAGUCUGAUCAACGGAAUGACGACGUUCAGUUUCCACUGCCAGGACCUGGAGAGUUGUCAAGUUCACCGUGCGGCUUCAAUGCGCCUUCUUCAAAGCAUUGAAGGAGGCCUCGAAUCGGUGCACCCAGUGCUAAAGUACCUUCUGAUACUUUGCGACUCGCUUACCACGAGCCAUGUUCCAAAACGGCCAUCUAUGGACGUCGAGUCUUGGGCACCUAAGCCCUGGUCAGAAGAACCGUCUUUGCAACCAUUUGAUCAUUUGUUCAGCUUCGAUGACCAGGUAUCUGAGGAGACGGACAUGGCGAUAUUUCUCCUUGCCGAACACGACGAGGAAAGCGACUACACGCAGCAUCUGCUGGAGCUGAUUAACUGGCAUCGCGAAGCAUUGGCAGCAAAUGAUCUCGCUUUCGUCCUGGCAGACACAUCGGGCUCCCCAGGCAUUGCCGAAUCUGUUGGUGAAGGCGGGCAAGACCCUGCCGAUCCGAUAUACACGUGGCUGUCGCUACGUCAGUACGCCUUGAUCUGUCUCUCGUCGGAUAUGUACGUGGACUUUAUAGAAACGGAGGUCCACGGGCGGUCAUUGUUGUCGCAGAUGCUUUGUGUCUUCCACUCUGGCAUUGUGCUUGCCACCAACUACAUGUUUCAGUUCAUCAUGCGAUACAGCAUGAAUGCUCCAAGCAUGGCAUACAUACCGUAUCAUCACCUGCGCAACAGAUUGGACUUGCUUAUGGCGCUCAUGGGCCAGUAUAGACGUCUGCAAGUGGCUGCAGCGGGAAAGAGGCGUAGUGGAAGAGGGCAAACUAACCCAAUUCCAACGGACACCCUUCUUUUCCUCUUCUUCGCUGGCGCCGUUGUCGAGGAAUCUGAUGGUCCCAAUCGAGUACAAGCACCACACCACAUCACAAGGGCAGGCGUAAUAUCCUCGCCUUCAGUCGAGCACCCGGGUGAUCUCAUCAAUGAACGCUGGUUCAGCGUUCACUUCGCGAUGGUCCUGCAACGCUUGAACCUCGAAGCUUGGGAAAAUGUCAGACAGGUGCUAAAGAGGUUCAUCUAUGCCGAGAGGGUACUGGAUCGGUUUUUGCAGGUGCUUGUGACGAGGAAGCUCGAGUUUCUGGCAGCUCUUAUUGCUGGGGUGCCGGAUCAUGCACCUGCUGGUGGCUCUGGCGACGCUGGCAGUGCUAGCUUUUUUGGAGGAUCGGGAGUGGCGGUUCCAACCAGGCAGGAAACGAGUUCUUCUUCGCGACCACCACCGCCGUCUCGUCAAUCUUCCCUUCAGAUGCCUGGGCAACAUCAAACACUACUUCAACAAGCUGGUAUGUCGAUACCCGUGGGAUUGCCCGUAUCACCCUCACGUCCUGGUCUAGAAGAGAUGCCUGAUCCACUGCCGUUAUUGGGUCCCACACCGGUCUCUCUCUCGGCCGCCGUGCCCAGCGCAGCAGCUGAUUGGUGGCAAGACAUGGGGUACGGCAUAGGCGGCGUAGAAGACUUCCCAAUGGAUUUGGAUAUGAAUUUGAGUAUGGGGACGGGGUUGGAUACGUUAUCUGACGUGCAUAUGACGGGCGAGGAUCUGGGCGGGCGUGAAGAAAUGCACGGAGAGGAAAGGCGAAAGCAAGAGUGA
Messenger RNA from Cladophialophora psammophila CBS 110553, 2493 nucleotides. RefSeq lists its product as uncharacterized. The coding region runs from base 1 to 2493 and encodes 830 amino acids. The record is from RefSeq and is a predicted model, not a curated record. NCBI's taxonomy places the organism in Eukaryota, Fungi, Ascomycota, Eurotiomycetes, Chaetothyriales, Herpotrichiellaceae. The transcript has a single exon.